GUGAAGAUAAAACCGUAACAACUGGAGUUUCUCAAGGAACUAUACUAUCCUGUCCUACGCUGAUGACACCAUCGUCAUCUCGAGUGACGAUACGUGGGCUAAGAUGUGGCGUUAACUAAGAAAGAAUCUGAGCAGCUAAAGUUUAAUGUGAAGAAAACCAAUGAUAUAUUACAAAGUUUGCAAUUGAAGUGUGUACUAUGUGAAAAAAGUAUCGAAAGACAAAGUGCUUCAACUAUUAAAUAAAAUAUAGCAUCGAGCACAUCUGUUAUGCCAUUAAAGCAAAAUGAAGAUCAGCAUAAUCGAUCAAGCCGAAGUAGUACUUACUCACCCCCAGUAUUUUUACCAAACAUUGAAAACUUAUUUCAACAUGACGACGAAAAUACAGAAGACAACUCAAAAUCUGGAGAGUCAUUGGAUGGCAUUACAGAAAAAUUGAAAGUUUUGAAAAAAGCAGAUACGACAACGGAACCAAGUAAUCAUGAUUUAGUUGGAACCCCAGGGACGCCAAAAAGACAAGAUCGUGAUUUGGCUAAAACAACAACAACGCCGAGACAGCAAGAUCAUUUAGUACCAAAUGAGAACAAUACAGCAGCUAACAAUAAUUCUGCUGACGAAUUUUCAAAUGAUGAAUCAUCGGUGACACUGAAAGAUAAUACGGAAACUGAGCGACAAAAAAGUACACCUGCCAUUGAAGUCAAAAAGGAGGUCGAAACCGAUGAAGCAUUUGUCAACACGCCAGAUAAGGUUGAUCUCGGUCACGGUGUCUAUGUAAAUGCAUCUAUACUGGAGAAUAGUAUUAGAAAAACCGACGUUCGCGAGACUAUUCGUGACUUUGUUAGAACUCUAUUUACUGAUUUGGAAUGCUCAAAGCAUUCACUGAGUGGAAAAAAAGGUAAAGAGAAAGAUUUAGCCAAACCCGAGUUAAGUAAAUCAAAGCGAGCUGCAAUCGUAGAUUAUGCUGCAAAAAACAUUUCCUGGCAAAAGCAAAGAUGACAUAAAAGCGUUACUUGAUUCAACGCUAAAAAACAAAUGCAACAAUGCUACAAAAAAGUAUAAAAAUUUUCCUAAGAAACAAGAAAAU
This is a messenger RNA of Nasonia vitripennis (jewel wasp), 1081 nucleotides long. RefSeq lists its product as uncharacterized. Bases 268 to 993 code for a protein of 241 amino acids. Lineage: Eukaryota; Metazoa; Arthropoda; Insecta; Hymenoptera; Pteromalidae. The transcript has 5 exons. Gene Ontology annotation, molecular function: DNA binding. The record is from RefSeq and is a predicted model, not a curated record.